This is a messenger RNA of Morone saxatilis (striped sea-bass), 1762 nucleotides long. Its product is annotated as protein Aster-C-like. Lineage: Eukaryota; Metazoa; Chordata; Actinopteri; Moronidae. The record is from RefSeq and is a predicted model, not a curated record. Gene Ontology annotation, biological process: intracellular sterol transport. Gene Ontology annotation, molecular function: sterol transfer activity; sterol binding. Gene Ontology annotation, cellular component: endoplasmic reticulum membrane; endoplasmic reticulum-plasma membrane contact site; plasma membrane.
GCCCCAUAGAAAUGAAAGGCCCGAGCAGAUGGAACACCACGACAAUAGUGGCUGGAAUGAGUGUGAUUUUGCUGAUUCUGACGGUGAUGAAUCUGGGUCUGUUUUUUAAGUUGUGGGCCAUGGAGGAUGUAGCCCACCGCAUGUACCUAAGCACAAAGCAUCGGCUGAGGGAGAGGAGCGAGGCAAGCUUGGCCUCCGAAUAUGGUCCCAAACAGGGACCAGGAUAUAGGACCAGAGAGGAUGUGCAGCUGCUAAAAACUGUACUUCAGGACUCCAUCAACCUUUUAGAACAGCUCCGGAGCUCUCUGGUGGUGCUACAGCAAAACUUUGCUCUGGCCAAUCUCACAGCUGCACCGCAGUGACGCUUCCACACCUGGUGACUACAGAGUUGCUCCUUCCUCCUCCUUCCUCCUCCUCUUCUUCCCUUUCCGGCCCUGUGGGGGAAAACUGCAACAGUGAACUCCCUCUGAGGAAAUCUCUGGUAUCCAGUGACAUUGCCAUGUGGCGUUCCCCAGACACCUGACAUCCCUUCGUGUUGCCUGGGGUUACACGUCCAAGAGCCUGUGGUUGGGCAUCAGGUGCCAGGAUGUUUUUUUUUUUUAAAAGCUGUGGACCGACUGCUUGCGAGGACAUCAGGGUCAGCCGCACACGGAGAAGUGGGUUUAGAUUUCUGUAGGGUGCUAUCGUCAGCUCCCCUCGGCUGGCUUCUUUUUCAAUCUUUUCCUUUAAUAGUGGCAAAAACAUCUUUCCUAUAUUCAGAUGAGCCUCAUGCCAUGAUGAGCUAUUGUAAAUACUUUUUACUUUUGUUUUAUUCAAGUGAAGUGAAUCAAUAUUAUUUAAAACUACUUUUUUUUCUCUUUACACUUUUGCACAUUUUUUUUUUAUUUUGCACAAAUGCCUGUAGAUUAGGCUGUGUUUUAGAUGUUUUGGAUUUUUAUUGUUUUCCAAUAAAAAUUGUAGAAUCAGUAACUCAAAUUUUGAAGGUUUGUCCUCUUUUGUAAUCAUGAUAAAUUCUUUUUGCUGUAAAUGUAAACUACAGGAAUGGUUGCAACAUUAAAUGUACAUUAAAUUGUAAAGGGAAAUUUAGAUUUUAAUAAUACUGUAAAUGAGCCAAGUCCAGUGUGCCUUUUUUCUGUUUCAAACCACAUAUUUAAUACAUAUUUGAUUCAUUAUCUUCUAGCUUCAUCCUGGACUGAUUAUAAAGCGGUGCCAUGUAAAUUAAUCAUCCCAAACAACAGUGACAUGUCUGAUUUAAUGAUAUCACCUGUAGGUGUAAUCACAGUUGUAUGUGUGCUUUCUUUUUCCUCUUUUCUUUUCUACACUGAACUAAGUGUUUUUUUUUUUUUUUUUUAAGAAAAGCAUGAUUUGGUCUAAGUACUUAUUCACUCUGAUGUUAUUUCAAUAAAGGUGUAGGGUCAGUGAGUCUAUCUCAGGUUAUUUUAGUACUGUGCACUCACACUGUCAACACUAUGCAAGUUUGUUCUGUGACAAUUAGUUAUAUAUAUAUAUAUAUAAAUUGUUGGUGACAUGACAGUACAAUUGAGCCCUGUUGUAUGUUUACAGUGUUUCUCUCAGCUUUCAGUUUGUGUGCAUAUUUUUGUUCAGCUGUUAUUACUUAAAACCACUUCUGUGUGUUGUGGUCAACUUGUUUAUAAUUGCUUGCUGUUUUGUACAUUUUUAGCCACACAUUGCAAUGUGUUUUACUAUCAAUUAUUCUCUUGAUUAAUCAUUGCCUGAAACAUGUCAUUUUAUAAAUGUCAAU